AUACCAGGAAGUCUUCUGCUGAGAAUUUCUGAUGCAGCCUGUCGGUGCCCCCGCCCUCGAACGUUGGAGGAGAGGAGUCUGUGUGGCAGGCAGUGGAGUCCAGAGCUGAAGUCCUGCUUGUUCUCGUCGGUUUCCCCUCACUCUCCUCCAGGUAAGUGGAGAGAGUCGAAAGGAACGAAUUGGGACGUGGACACGGAGUGUCUGAUCCUGGAGGCCGAGGCCCGGGAGAGGCAGGAACUGGACGAGGAGAGGAGACAUGAAAGAUUCAGCAGUCCCAGAGCUAACUUGGAGAGCCUGGCUGACCUGGAAACGUUGGUUGAAGACAAGAGAGAAAAGCGACUGAAACGCAGAGUCCCCGCCAGGGCACCCGAGCCUGAGGUCAAGCCGCAGCCCCUGGCCCAGCUGGAGCCCGUGGACCUGGAAUUCCUGCAGGCAGCUGCUGAGAACCAGGAGGCCCUGACUGACAAGUACCUGACAGAUGGAGGGGACCCCAGUGCCCACGACAAGGUAGCGAGGCACGCCAGCUCCACCGCACGGCCUGGCACUGGGCCUGUCCGAAGGGUCACAGCCAGCUCGUGAACAAGCUGCUGGAGGCGGGUGCCACCGUGGACGCUCAGGACUUGCCGGACAGGACCCCUGUGUUCUGGGCCUGCCGCGGAGGGCACCUGGACAUCCUCAAACAGCUGCUUAACCGGGGUGCCCGGGUCAAUGCCCGGGACCAGGGGAGGGCACAGGCUGCAGGGCGGCCCGAUGCUCUUCCUGG
Globicephala melas (long-finned pilot whale) is the source of this 763-nucleotide messenger RNA. It is a transcript of the gene ANKRD23, whose product is annotated as ankyrin repeat domain 23. The record is from RefSeq and is a predicted model, not a curated record. NCBI's taxonomy places the organism in Eukaryota, Metazoa, Chordata, Mammalia, Artiodactyla, Delphinidae.